Molecule: messenger RNA, 1191 nt
Organism: Giardia duodenalis
Lineage: Eukaryota; Fornicata; Diplomonadida; Hexamitidae
Product: putative tRNA N6-adenosine threonylcarbamoyladenine synthase
Exons: 1
Coding region: 1-1191 (396 amino acids)
Biological process (GO): tRNA threonylcarbamoyladenosine modification
Cellular component (GO): EKC/KEOPS complex; cytoplasm
Source: RefSeq, a predicted model, not a curated record
AUGAUCCUUGGCUUGGAGGGAUCUGCAAACAAGCUUGGUGUAGGUAUCGUAGACGCCUCGGGUGUUGUGCAUGCAAAUCUAAGGAGUACAUAUAACGCGCCGCCGGGGCAAGGCUUCCAACCAAACGACGUUGCGGCGCAUCACAGGCAGCACAUUAUAGGCCUUAUCGAAAGAGCCCUUUUGGAGGCAGAAAUAUCCUCCGAUAAGAUAACUCACAUUGCAUACACCCGCGGGCCGGGUCUUGGGGCACCGUUGGCCGCAGUAGCCGUAGUUGCGCGUACCCUUUCACAGCUCUGGAAGGUGCCGCUGCUUGCAGUGAAUCACUGCGUCGCCCAUAUAGAAAUGGGCCGCUUGGUCACGCAGCUGCCCAAUCCAGUCGUUCUAUACGCGUCUGGAGGAAACACCCAGGUCAUAGCCUACUCUCAAGGCCGAUAUCGUGUCUUCGGGGAGGCUCUAGACAUAGCAGUAGGAAAUGCCUUGGACCGGAUUGCUCGAUACCUACUGAUUUCUAACACCCCUGCCCCCGGGCUCAAUAUCGAGCGGCUUGCAGCUGAGUGGGCAGCUAUUUUCCGUGAGGAGGAUUGUGUCCAUCUAGACCCGGAUAUUGUGCCUCGAUACACCACACUGCCACGGUCUAAGGAGCUUCUUAAAGAACAACUUGAGCUGUAUUCUGCUAACCAUCCCGAGGCAGGUAUAGAUACAAGUUACGAUAUACCAAUUAUCACAACGAUCCCUGUUCCCAUAAAGGGAAUGGACAUCUCAUGUAGUGGCAUUUCGACAUAUCUGAAAACAUAUGUAGAGACACACACCUCUCUCGAUCCCCGGCUAAUUUGCUAUAGCCUCCAGGAGACGCUCUUCGGAUCUCUGGUGGAAAUAACUGAAAGGGCUGCUGCUCACGUGGGUGCAGCCGACAUUCUGGCCGUAGGAGGUGUGGGCUGCAACCUGCGUCUUCAGGAGAUGCUCCAAAUUAUGGCCGCAGAGAGAAAUGGGCGAUUGGGGGCGAUGGACGAUAGCUAUUGUGUCGAUAACGGGGCAAUGAUCGCCUGGUGCGGGGCGUGUAUGCUUCAGGCUCCAUUAUCAAUGGAUCUAUUGAUCCCCUACACAGAGGUCAACUGUGCAACUGUUACGCAAAGAUACCGGACUGACUCUGUCGACGUCCCAUGGCAUAGCAAGUGGCCUCUUACCCAGUAA